GCUCAGUCUGGACUCUGCCCUGACAAUGAAGGAGUUGCACAGUUGGAAUGAACUGAUCUCACUUUUCCAUCCAGAGUGAACGGAUGGACGUGGACGCCACACUUUUCAGAUUUUAUUUCUCACGAUCCCUAUAGGAGAAAGUGGACCUUCACAGACGCACCUUUAACAGCUUGUGAGCUGAGUGCUGGUGAAAAAGAGAGGAAGGAGACAGAGGCUGAGGGCCUCUGUGUGGAGACAGAAGGAAGCAAGUGAACACAGCCUGUCAGCGAGCUCUUCCUGUGACAGUGGCCUUGCCAGCAUGGCCCCCAAAAGGAAGUGUGUCAAAAAGCCCAAAGCAGACGUCAAGGAGACAACCAUCAUCGUGGAAGAGAGCCCCCUGAGCAAGCUGCACGCUCUGAACGGGCUCCUGGAAGGGGGCAGCGGCCUGAGCUGCAUUUCUUCUGAAUUGACGGAUGCAUCGCACGGACCCAACCUCUUGGAAGGGUUAAGUAAGAUGCGACAGGAGAACUUCCUCUGUGACCUAGUCAUCGGCACCAAAACCAAAUCCUUUGACGUUCACAAGUCCGUGAUGGCAUCGUGCAGUGAGUACUUCUACAAUGUCCUCAAAAAAGACCCGUCGGCUCCAAGAGUGGACCUCAACGACAUCUCGCCGCUCGGGCUGGCCACCGUCAUCGCCUAUGCCUACACGGGCAAGCUGACCCUCUCGCUGUACACCAUCGGAAGCGUUGUGUCCGCGGCGGUCCACCUUCAGAUCCACACUCUGGUGAAGAUGUGCAGCGAUUUCCUCAUGCGGGAGAUGAGUGUGGAGAACUGUAUGUAUGUGGCCAACAUUGCCGAAACAUACUCCCUGAAAACCGCCAAAGCUGCCGCCCAGAAAUUCCUACGGGAUAACUUCAUCGAAUUCGCCGAGUCCGAUCAAUUCAUGAAACUGACCUUUGAACAGAUCAAUGAACUCCUUAUCGAUGACGACUUACAGUUGCCUUCUGAGAUAGUAGCAUUCCAGAUUGCAAUGAAAUGGUUAGAAUCUGACCAAAAGAGAAUGAAACACGCAGCAGAUCUUCUGAGCAAUAUCCGCUUCGGCACCAUCUCUGCCCAAGACCUGGUCAAUCAUGUUCAGUCUGUGCCCAGAAUGAUGGAAGAUGCCGACUGCCACAAACUUCUGGUAGACGCGAUGAACUACCACCUGCUCCCCCACCACCAGAACACACUGCAGUCGAGGCGGACGCGAAUCCGAGGUGGCUGCCGAGUCCUGGUAACUGUCGGGGGACGCCCGGACCUUACUGAGAAGUCUCCCAGCAGAGACGUUCUGUAUAGAGACCCUGAAAAUGGAUGGUGCAAGCUGACAGAAAUGCCAGCCAAGAGCUUCAAUCAGUGUGUGGCUGUGAUGGAUGGAUUUCUUUAUGUAGCCGGUGGCGAAGACCAGAACGAUGCGAGAAAUCAAGCCAAGCACGCAGUCAGCACUUUCUGCAGAGCGGCAGUGGUCUCCGGAGCGGUGGUGGGCCACUCCAUGGCUGAGCGGCCUCCUGGGCACCGGCGGGCCACUUACAACAGCAGUAGCCAUGGCUGCCAGAACAACAGUCCUCAGAUCCCAAGAGAGACAGCUAGUCAACUGACAGACAGUGAUUUGAUUGACAGUCCCCCCUGCUGGACGGUACAUGGCGAUCUUUAUGCCUGUGUCACCAAACACAGACCAGGUUAG
Messenger RNA from Dipodomys ordii (Ord's kangaroo rat), 1699 nucleotides. It is a transcript of the gene Klhl31, whose product is annotated as kelch-like family member 31. Gene Ontology annotation, biological process: negative regulation of protein phosphorylation. NCBI's taxonomy places the organism in Eukaryota, Metazoa, Chordata, Mammalia, Rodentia, Heteromyidae. Gene Ontology annotation, cellular component: cytoplasm; nucleus. The record is from RefSeq and is a predicted model, not a curated record. The transcript has 4 exons. Bases 299 to 1699 code for a protein of 466 amino acids. Gene Ontology annotation, molecular function: protein binding.